Amphiprion ocellaris (clown anemonefish) is the source of this 820-nucleotide messenger RNA. RefSeq names its product methylmalonyl CoA epimerase (gene mcee). Gene Ontology annotation, molecular function: methylmalonyl-CoA epimerase activity. Gene Ontology annotation, cellular component: mitochondrion. The coding region runs from base 102 to 623 and encodes 173 amino acids. Gene Ontology annotation, biological process: L-methylmalonyl-CoA metabolic process. NCBI's taxonomy places the organism in Eukaryota, Metazoa, Chordata, Actinopteri, Pomacentridae. The transcript is spliced from 3 exons. The record is from RefSeq and is a predicted model, not a curated record.
CCAGUAGCCAUUGUGUCCCUCACAUGUGUGACCGUCUGUGCCGCAGGUAAACAGGCUCACCGAGGAACUCUUCCGCUGCUGCUUGGUUCCAAGCUACAAACAUGGCGUCCGCCGUGCUGAAGGUUGCAGUGGCAGGUAUUUCCAGAUGUUCUCGUGUCGCGCUGCUGAGGGCACACUCAAAGACGGCGCCCCUCCAUCAGGGCGUUCCUGCAUCCCUGUGGAAGCUGGGGAGGCUGAACCACAUUGCCAUCGCUGUGCCUGACAUGGAGAAGGCCACAGCUCUGUAUCGGGAUGUCCUGGGGGCCACAGUGAGCGACAAGGUGCCCCUGCCUGAACACGGUGUCUACACGGUAUUUGUGGAGCUCGGCAACACUAAGCUGGAGCUGCUCCAUCCUCUGGGGGAGAAGAGUCCCAUCGCCGGCUUCUUACAGAAGAACAAGUCUGGGGGGAUGCAUCACAUUUGUAUUGAGGUAGACGACAUUAAUGCUGCGAUAGUCGACCUGAAGGCAAAGAACAUCAGAACUCUGUCAGCGGAGCCUCGGAUAGGAGCUCAUGGGAAACCUGUCAUGUUCCUUCAUCCGAAAGACUGUGACGGUGUGCUGGUGGAGCUCGAAGAAGCCUAAACAUCUCAGUCUGGUAUUAAUUAUGUCAGACGCUGAUUCACAUUUAUAUAUUCCACAACCCCUUUGAUAUCUGAUGAUGAUAACAGGUGGUUCCUUAUAGUACUUCUCCUUUCAGACAGCUGGUUUUUCCAGUUCUGUUUCACUUCUGUUCUUUACUUUCCUGUUUUGGUGUGAAUAAAUGAAUGUGUGGUGUGUGA